Molecule: messenger RNA, 1124 nt
Organism: Achroia grisella
Lineage: Eukaryota; Metazoa; Arthropoda; Insecta; Lepidoptera; Pyralidae
Product: trypsin-1-like
Exons: 7
Coding region: 115-1035 (306 amino acids)
Biological process (GO): proteolysis
Molecular function (GO): serine-type endopeptidase activity
Source: RefSeq, a predicted model, not a curated record
UCAGCUUCCUUGCGGACCAGACCAGUUGCAUUUUAGCCCUUGAACCUGAUUUAAGACUUGCUUAUAUUUUAUGUCUUAAAAUACACAUUUAAACAUUUAAUUUAAAGUUUUGCGAUGUUAAAGAUAUUGUUUGUGUGUGUUUUAGGAGUUUACAUUCUUGGAUCUGUGGUAACAACGAUUGUGGAGAACAAUGAUGUCAAAUGUGAGAAGAAAAUGAGCAGAUUAAAUUAUUACAAUAAUUGCAACUGUCGUUGUGGAGAAAGGAACGAAAAUUCUCGAAUAGUGGAUGGUGUAAAGACUGCUCAGAACGAAUUCCCAUGGGUUCUUCGUUUAACAUAUUUCGACAAGUUUUAUUGCGGUGGCAUGCUUAUCAACGAUAGAUAUGUACUUACAGCAGCACAUUGUGUUAUUAACCUCAUGUGGUUCAUGAUAAAAGUGACUUUGGGAGAGCACAACCAUUGCAAUGCGACAGUCCGUCCCGAAACGAGGUUUGUCAUCGAGGUUACCGCACAUAAUUUUACAUACCGCUACUUAAGAGAUGAUAUUGCUCUACUGAAGCUGAACGCACCAGUGGAGAUCAGCGAGAUUAUCAAGCCUAUUUGUCUGCCAUUUGACGACGAGAGCAGUUAUGUAAUAUUUAAAGCUUUUGCACUGGGCUGGGGUACAGUGUCUGAAAAGAAAAAUCACUCUUGCGACUUAUUGGAAGUAGAAUUGCCCGUAUUAAGUAAUAAUGAUUGUAAAAAAACCAAGUACGAGGCCUCGAUGAUUGCUGAUAGUAUGAUGUGCGCCGGAUACCCGGAUAAGGGAGGGAAGGAUACGUGUCAGGGAGACAGCGGAGGGCCUUUGUGUGUUGAAAGAAAAGACAAACGAUAUGAACUGAUAGGUGUUGUAUCAUGGGGUAUUGGAUGCGGCCGGCCUGGAUAUCCUGGCGUGUAUACAAGAGUUACUAAGUAUCUUAAUUGGAUUAAAAACAAUAGUUGUGAUGCUUGUUUCUGUAAUGCAACCAUCACUACUACAAAUGAUCAUAAAAAUUAAUGAAUUUAACCAUUCAAUAUAUUAGAAGUAUUAUAUCUUAAUUUUAUAUUACGUACUUACCUUUUAAUUCUGAUUACUUAAAUAAUAUU